Messenger RNA from Phytophthora nicotianae INRA-310, 1769 nucleotides. RefSeq lists its product as hypothetical. Lineage: Eukaryota; Oomycota; Peronosporomycetes; Peronosporales; Peronosporaceae. The transcript has a single exon. The record is from RefSeq and is a predicted model, not a curated record. The annotation marks the transcript as partial.
UCUGGGACCAAGUCAAGCCCAUUCUACCCUCGAAUGUGAUUGCAGCCAACCUGCGAGUCUACGCCAACAGAGCAGUGUACAACGACGAGAACGACCAGUCUUUGGAAGAAGACGGGUCGAUUCGCGCGCACGGUGGAUCAAAGAAGGAUGCACUUAUCGUGGAAGUGCAGCUGCCACAGCGAAGCGGCGUCGCUAUUGAAUCAGAAGCGGUGCAAUUGGAGAAAUUAUUGGAUACGCUAGAGUGGAAGGAGCCAAAGCGACUUUGCGCAAACUCUGGACAAGAUUGGCCAUAUCAAGGAGCACCAGAGCUUGUGGAUCUUCUUGUGAAGCCACUUAUUAAGCAUUACAACGCCUGGCAUCGUUAUAACGAGGACAAGCAGAAUCACGCAAUUAAUCUAGUUUUGGGUGGGCCAGGAACGGGAAAGUCGCGCACAUUGGACGAAAUGAAGGGUUUGCUGAGUGCAGCUGCUGCCCGGUCGAAGAAUCAAGCGCUUCUCGACAGAAUGAACAGCGCAUAUGUAUUUCACGUGACGUUUGGGAAUGGCACUUCGACUACCGGAUCAUUACUUGAUCGUGACAAUCCUGAUUAUGACGUCAGCUACCGAAUGCUCUACCAACUCGCGAAAGAUCGAAGGAAUUGGAAGAAGUUUGCCAAGACAUUGAAGACGUCAUACCAAUCCCUUGCGCUAACUAUUGAAGCGUCGAUUGACGUCUUGGCCAAACUGGAGGAGAUUGACAGUGUGAGAGAUAUGACGGUGAUCCUGUGCGUGGAUGGCCUUCAGAAGCUUGUGAACAAUGGCACCAGGGAGUGCGAUUUUUAUCGCGUGUUGUCCUCAAUUUGCCGAUUCUUGAAUUCGUCCACUGCAUUCGCUGUUUGUGUUUGUUCGGCAACAGUUCAAAGUCCUGUCGAUUUGGCACUUUCGGAUUCUCCUCAGAAGCGCGUGUUUCUAGUCCCACGAGCACUGCGUGGUGAUGAAGUCUUGAAACCAAGAACGAGGUUGGAGAAGCAGUUGGUAGAUGACAUGGGCGGGCAUGGACGAGCACUGGAAACACUACAAGAAACUCUGAGCGAAUACACAAAAGAACAAUUGGAGGAAAUCGACCCAGCCUGCGUUGUUGACCAAGUGUGGGAUGCGUUGCGACUCCAGUGUGGUGAUAUCUUUGCGUCUGCGUUUUUUCAAGUCCCGUGCAACUGCCGAGAAGUGCUCGCCGCGGUCCUCUCUCGCCGUCGUUAUGGAUUAUUUGAUCGUAUCGGUCGUACAGAUUUGACAGUAGAUAGUCUUCGAAGCUUCGGAUGGUUCCGAUGGGGCGAAGAAGGCCAUCUCGAAUGCGCUUUCAUUCUUCUUAUGAUGUUGAUGCGGAAACUUCCAAAGAAGCUGGGUGAAGUAGACAAUUUCGACGAGCAUCUGACGCGUUCUGUGUUGGUAUGGCAGCUAUUUGAACAAUUCGUGGCGUUCUACCGUCGAGUGAAAUCGAUUGCUUACUCUGAGACCCCGGUACCACUAUCCACAUUUCACGCUGGCGCUCGUUUUGGUGCAAUCCAUAACAUUCUGAUUACAGAGCCGAGUUCACGCACUGUGGUGGAAGCGAUACACCAACAAGAUACAAAAUCCGGUCCAGAUAAUUCAACGUGUUUCACAAAUCGUGACGGCGGCGUGAAGGUUUCAGCUAUGAAUACAAUCGUCAUCAACGGCGCUAGUGCUUCAGCCGGCGAUUUAUAUAUGCGAGUGCAAUUGACGGUUGGCGACCAACAAGUAAAAUGCAACGAG